This is a messenger RNA of Paramecium tetraurelia, 372 nucleotides long. RefSeq lists its product as uncharacterized. The record is from RefSeq and is a predicted model, not a curated record. Lineage: Eukaryota; Ciliophora; Oligohymenophorea; Peniculida; Parameciidae. The transcript is spliced from 3 exons.
AUGAAAUACUUAGUUUUCUUAGCAAUGAUAUUGGUAGCUUUAUCUAAAAGACACCAUUAGCCAGAUGCUGGAAAUUUCGAUACUUGUGAUAACUCAACAGGUUGUUUGAAUUAACUGAAAAAAUGUCUGAAAGUACAAGAAAGAGAUCCAUUGCAUUAUUCAUGUGGAUAUGAAUGCUUAGAAAAGAAAAAUCUGACUUGGAUGGUUUUGAAUGCAUUUUUGAAAAAUACAUUGGGUUGCACGGAGAAUGAGGUUAUUCAUUUGAAAUCAUCAAACAUUUAAUAAAUAAUUUCUUAUUUGAUAGACUAAAGUGUCUCUUAAGCACAUUCUAUAGGCUUUUUUCAAGAUAAAUAAGAUCUAUUUUUAGUUUGA